Messenger RNA from Macrosiphum euphorbiae (potato aphid), 969 nucleotides. The record is from the annotation of a GenBank genome assembly. Lineage: Eukaryota; Metazoa; Arthropoda; Insecta; Hemiptera; Aphididae.
AUGGUACAUAGCAGCAUUAUUGAAAUUGAGCCUAAAAGAUCACAGUCAAUGUUAUUUGAUAUCGAAUCUGAGAAAAAUACUUCUAAUUGCCGUCUCUGUAAAUUACCUUUAGAUUUAUGCAAACACCAGAAAUCACAUAAAAAAAAUCACGAAAAAUUGUAUAAACCUAUGAACUCACAAUCCACAUUUUCUGAAGGAUUACACUUAACUAAGCAUACCAAGACACCUGAACAGAAAAAAACUUUUGAUUGCAAACCUUUUGAAUGCAGUCUCUGCAGAUCAACAUUUCCUACAUUAUCAGAACUAGAAAGUCAUUCAACAUCUCACAUCUAUAAUGAUUCAUUUCAAUGCCAUCUUUGUGAUGCAAGUUUUAUAUCAAAAUCACUUUUAGAUACUCAUAUGUUAUCUCAUGCUGGAAAUAGAACAUUUCAGUGCCAUCAUUGUUUAGCAACAUACGUCCAAAGGAAAAGUUACAUUUACCAUUUAAAAACUCACAAAGAUCAUGAAAUGUAUAAAUGUGUAGAUUUUGUAAGACUUACAUUUUUCCAAAAAUCUGCCUUUAUGUCUCAUAUGAAAAUGCAUCCUAAAAACAAUCCUUAUAAAUGUAGUGUAUGUGGUAUUUCAUAUCUACAAAAAACUGACAUGAUUAAACAUGAAAAGACUCAUAUGAUUGAAAAGGCUUUACUGAUUUGUAAAGUAUGUAAUCAAUCUUUUCCUUCAAAAAUAAAACGUAUUAAUCAUGAAAGAAAAUUUCACACUGAAGCAGCAUAUUACUGUAUAAUCUGUUAUAAAUUGUUUUUUGAAAAAAAGGAAAUAUCACUACAUAUUAAAUUGCAUAUGAAGAACAUGCCAUCUAAAUGUUUGGGUUGUAAAGAACCAUUGUUACAAGUACCUGUUUCGGCUAAAGUAUUAAGAGAGAUAAUUCUAAAUAAAAAAAAUAUAUGUGACGUGUGUUCUGUCAUCUUCUAA